CUAGAAAUGGCUGCCGCAUGAAAAAAACGUUUUCGUUGUGCAAAACCGGAAAAAUUUUGUGAAUUGCGGCUGAAGAAACGUAGUAAAAGUGAAAAUUAGGAAAAGUGCAGCGGAACGAUGUCCAUUCCGCCGUACAUGAUACCGCAGAACGCCUGGGCCGCCCAGCUGAUGGCCCAGCAGGCUUACGCGGCGGCCCACGCUCAGCAGGCGCAGUUGCACGCGCAGCAGCAGAUGGCCAACCAGAUACAGCAGAUACCGCCGCCGGGUGCUCCUCUACCCCCGCCCGGUGGGCAUGCCAACGGCAUUCCCACCCCGGCAGGACAGGGCCAGGGUCCCGGGCUGGGUCAGAUUCCCACACCAAAGCCAGACAUCCUCACCGAGGAGAAGAUGCAGGAGAAGGCGCUAAAGUGGCAGCAUUUGCAGUCGAAGCGGUUUGCCGAGAAGCGAAAGUUUGGCUUUGUGGAUACCCAGAAGGAGGACAUGCCGCCGGAGCACAUCAGGAAGAUUAUACGCGACCAUGGAGACAUGACCUCGCGCAAAUACCGCCACGACAAGCGUGUGUAUCUGGGCGCCUUGAAGUACAUGCCGCAUGCGGUGCUCAAGCUGCUGGAGAACAUGCCCAUGCCCUGGGAGCAGAUCAGGGAUGUCCAGGUGCUGUAUCACAUCACGGGGGCCAUUACCUUUGUGAACGAGAUUCCCUGGGUCAUUGAGCCCGUCUACAUAGCUCAGUGGGGAACCAUGUGGAUCAUGAUGCGUCGUGAGAAGCGUGAUCGUCGUCACUUCAAGCGUAUGCGUUUUCCGCCCUUUGACGAUGAGGAGCCUCCUUUAGACUAUGCAGACAACGUGCUGGAUGUGGAGCCCCUGGAGGCCAUACAAAUAGAGCUGGACAACGAUGAAGAUAAUGCCGUGUACAAAUGGUUUUAUGAUCAUCGUCCACUGGUGGAUACGCCUUUUGUGAAUGGGUCUACCUACCGCAAGUGGAAUCUAUCCCUGCCCCAGCUGGCCACGCUUUAUAGGCUGGCAAAUCAACUGCUCACGGACCUGGUGGACAACAACUUUUUCUAUCUGUUUGACCCAAAGAGUUUCUUCACCGCCAAGGCCUUGAAUAUGGCCAUACCUGGUGGUCCCAAGUUUGAGCCACUUAUAAAAGACCACAAUGUGGGAGACGAGGACUGGAACGAGUUUAAUGACAUCAAUAAGGUCAUCAUUCGGCAGCCUAUCCGCACGGAGUAUCGCAUUGCCUUUCCCUACCUGUACAACAACAUGCCGCACUUUGUGCACCUGAGCUGGUAUCACACUCCCAACGUGGUCUACAUCAAGACCGAAGAUCCCGAUUUGCCCGCCUUUUACUUUGACCCGCUCAUCAAUCCCAUUUCGCAUCGCAAUGCCAACUCCAAGGUGCAGGAGCCCCUGCCGGAUGAUGAUGAGGAGUUCACGCUGCCGGACGAUGUUCAACCCUUCCUGCAGGACACACCUCUGUACACUGACAACACCGCCAAUGGCAUUUCCCUGCUGUGGGCUCCGCGUCCCUUUAACAUGCGCUCGGGUCGCUCGCGCCGAGCCAUCGAUGUACCGCUGGUCAAAUGCUGGUACAAGGAGCACUGUCCGCCCGGUCAUCCGGUCAAGGUGCGCGUGAGCUAUCAAAAGCUGCUCAAGUACUAUGUCUUGAAUGCCCUGAAGCAUCGCAAGCCCAAGCCGCAAAAGAAACGCUACCUCUUCCGUUCGUUCAAGGCCACCAAGUUCUUCCAGACCACCACCCUGGACUGGGUGGAGGCUGGUCUGCAGGUUUGCCGUCAGGGAUACAACAUGCUUAACCUCCUGAUUCACCGAAAGAAUCUGAACUAUUUGCAUUUGGAUUACAACUUCAAUUUGAAGCCCGUGAAGACCUUGACCACCAAGGAGCGUAAAAAGUCACGUUUCGGAAAUGCAUUCCACUUGUGCCGUGAGAUCUUGCGCUUAACCAAGCUAAUCAUUGACUCGCACGUUCAAUAUCGGCUGAACAAUGUGGACGCCUUCCAGUUGGCCGACGGACUGCAGUACAUCUUCGCCCAUGUGGGUCAGCUGACGGGCAUGUAUCGCUACAAGUACAAGCUGAUGAGGCAGAUUCGGAUGUGCAAGGAUCUGAAGCAUCUGAUUUACUAUCGCUUCAACACCGGACCUGUUGGCAAGGGUCCUGGCUGUGGUUUCUGGGCGCCCGGUUGGCGAGUGUGGCUCUUCUUUAUGCGCGGCAUCACUCCCCUGCUGGAACGCUGGCUGGGCAAUCUGCUGUCGCGUCAGUUCGAGGGACGACACUCCAAGGGCGUGGCCAAGACGGUGACCAAGCAGCGCGUUGAGUCUCACUUUGAUCUUGAGCUGCGUGCCUCCGUAAUGCACGAUAUCGUGGACAUGAUGCCCGAGGGCAUCAAACAGAACAAGGCACGCACCAUUCUGCAGCAUCUGUCGGAGGCCUGGCGCUGCUGGAAGGCCAACAUACCGUGGAAGGUGCCGGGUCUGCCCAUACCCAUUGAGAAUAUGAUCCUGCGUUACGUAAAGAUGAAGGCUGACUGGUGGACAAACACGGCUCACUAUAAUCGGGAGCGUAUUCGACGUGGCGCCACCGUGGACAAGACGGUGUGCAAGAAGAAUCUGGGGCGAUUGACGCGCCUGUAUCUGAAGGCGGAGCAGGAGAGGCAGCAUAAUUACCUCAAGGAUGGCCCGUACAUUUCCCCGGAGGAAGCUGUGGCCAUUUAUACCACCACAGUCCAUUGGCUGGAGUCGCGUCGCUUUGCGCCCAUUCCUUUCCCUCCGCUCUCCUAUAAGCAUGACACCAAGCUGUUAAUUCUGGCUUUGGAGCGCUUGAAGGAGGCCUACAGUGUCAAGUCCCGCUUGAACCAAAGCCAGCGCGAGGAGCUGGGUCUCAUCGAGCAGGCCUACGACAAUCCCCACGAGGCCUUGUCCCGCAUCAAGCGUCAUUUGCUUACGCAGCGAGCCUUCAAAGAGGUUGGCAUCGAGUUCAUGGACUUGUACAGUCAUCUGAUCCCCGUCUAUGAGGUGGAGCCGCUGGAGAAGAUCACGGACGCCUAUCUGGACCAGUAUCUGUGGUAUGAGGCCGACAAGCGACGUCUGUUCCCGCCCUGGAUUAAGCCCAGCGAUACAGAGCCACCGCCACUGCUGGCCUACAAGUGGUGUCAGGGCAUCAACAACCUGCAGGAGGUGUGGGAUGUGGGUGAGGGCGAGUGCAAUGUCCUGCUUGAAUCGCGAUUCGAAAAGCUCUACGAAAAGAUUGAUUUGACGCUGCUCAAUCGUCUCUUACGUCUCAUUGUGGAUCACAAUAUCGCCGAUUAUAUGACGGCCAAAAACAAUGUGGUGAUCAACUACAAGGACAUGAACCACACCAACAGCUAUGGCAUCAUUCGCGGUCUGCAGUUCUCCUCGUUCAUCACGCAGUACUAUGGCCUGGUGUUGGAUCUCCUGGUCUUGGGCCUGCACCGAUCCAGCGAGAUGGCGGGGCCGCCUCAAAUGCCCAACGAUUUUCUUACUUUCCAGGAUGCGGUCACCGAAACGGCACAUCCGAUUCGCCUGUACUGCCGCUACGUCGACCGCAUCCACUUGUUCUUUAGAUUCUCAGCGGAGGAGGCACGCGAUCUUAUACAGCGCUACCUCACCGAGCAUCCGGAUCCGAACAACGAGAAUAUUGUGGGUUAUAACAACAAGAAGUGCUGGCCGAGAGAUGCUCGCAUGCGUUUGAUGAAGCACGAUGUCAAUCUAGGUCGCGCUGUCUUCUGGGAUAUCAAGAACCGUCUGCCGCGCUCUGUCACCACCAUAGGUUGGGAGAGCACAUUUGUGUCUGUGUAUUCCAAGGAUAAUCCCAAUCUGCUGUUCAACAUGAGCGGCUUUGAGUGCCGCAUUUUGCCAAAGUGUCGCACUCAAAACGAGGAGUUUACGCAUCGUGACGGCGUGUGGAACUUGCAGAAUGAGAUAACCAAGGAGCGAACUGCUCAGUGUUUCCUACGUGUGGAUGACGAGUCCCUGGGACGCUUCCACAAUCGAGUGAGACAGAUACUGAUGGCCUCCGGAUCCACAACCUUUACGAAGAUUGUAAACAAAUGGAAUACUGCUUUAAUUGGCUUGAUGACCUAUUUCCGCGAGGCUGUGGUCAAUACCCAAGAGCUGCUCGAUCUUUUGGUCAAGUGCGAGAACAAGAUCCAGACGCGCAUCAAGAUUGGUUUGAACUCCAAGAUGCCCUCGCGUUUCCCGCCCGUGGUGUUCUACACACCCAAGGAGUUGGGCGGUCUGGGCAUGCUGAGCAUGGGCCACGUCCUGAUUCCGCAAUCGGAUCUGCGCUGGUCCAAGCAAACCGAUGUGGGCAUCACCCACUUCCGAUCAGGCAUGUCCCACGAUGAGGAUCAACUCAUACCCAACUUGUAUCGCUAUAUCCAGCCGUGGGAGAGCGAGUUCAUCGACUCGCAGCGUGUGUGGGCCGAGUAUGCCUUGAAGCGCCAGGAGGCGAAUGCCCAGAACCGACGACUGACGCUUGAGGAUUUGGAGGACAGCUGGGAUCGUGGUAUUCCCCGCAUCAAUACGCUCUUCCAGAAGGACCGACACACUCUGGCCUACGACAAGGGCUGGCGCAUCCGGACCGAGUUCAAGCAGUACCAGGUGCUGAAGCAGAAUCCCUUCUGGUGGACGCAUCAGCGGCACGACGGCAAGCUGUGGAACCUGAACAACUACCGCACGGACAUGAUUCAGGCCUUAGGCGGAGUGGAGGGCAUUCUGGAGCACACACUCUUCAAGGGCACCUACUUCCCCACCUGGGAGGGUCUGUUCUGGGAGAAGGCCUCCGGCUUCGAGGAGUCUAUGAAGUACAAAAAGCUGACCAAUGCCCAGCGAUCCGGUCUCAACCAGAUUCCGAACCGUCGCUUCACCCUGUGGUGGUCGCCGACCAUCAAUCGAGCCAAUGUCUACGUUGGUUUCCAGGUGCAACUGGAUUUGACGGGCAUCUUCAUGCACGGCAAGAUUCCAACGCUGAAGAUCUCCCUGAUCCAGAUCUUCCGUGCCCAUUUGUGGCAGAAGAUCCACGAGUCGAUUGUGAUGGAUUUGUGCCAGGUGUUUGAUCAGGAGCUGGACGCCCUGGAGAUUGAGACGGUGCAGAAGGAGACGAUCCAUCCGCGAAAGUCCUACAAGAUGAACUCGUCGUGCGCGGACAUCCUGCUGUUCCCCGCCUACAAGUGGAACGUGUCACGACCCUCGCUGCUGGCGGAUACCAAGGAUACCAUGGACAACACCACCACCCAGAAGUACUGGCUGGACAUCCAGCUGCGUUGGGGCGACUACGAUUCGCACGAUGUGGAGCGCUAUGCGAGAGCCAAGUUCCUCGACUACACCACGGACAACAUGUCAAUUUAUCCCUCGCCCACGGGCGUGCUGAUAGCCAUUGACCUGGCGUACAAUCUGCACUCUGCGUAUGGCAACUGGUUCCCCGGCUGCAAGACCCUCAUCCAGCAGGCCAUGGCCAAGAUCAUGAAGGCGAAUCCCGCGCUCUAUGUGCUCCGCGAGCGCAUCCGCAAGGCACUGCAGCUAUACUCCUCGGAGCCCACGGAGCCCUACCUGAGUUCCCAGAACUACGGGGAGCUGUUCUCCAACCAGAUCAUCUGGUUCGUGGACGACACCAAUGUGUAUCGCGUGACCAUCCACAAGACAUUCGAGGGAAAUCUGACCACGAAGCCGAUUAAUGGAGCCAUCUUCAUCUUCAACCCGCGAACGGGUCAGCUCUUCCUCAAGAUCAUCCAUACGUCGGUGUGGGCUGGCCAGAAGCGUUUGGGCCAGCUGGCCAAGUGGAAGACGGCCGAGGAGGUGGCGGCCCUGAUUAGGUCGCUGCCCGUGGAGGAGCAGCCCAAGCAGAUCAUUGUCACGCGGAAGGGCAUGUUGGAUCCGCUGGAGGUGCACUUGCUCGACUUCCCCAACAUUGUGAUCAAGGGCUCGGAGCUGCAGCUGCCCUUCCAGGCCUGCCUCAAGGUGGAGAAGUUCGGCGACCUCAUCCUCAAGGCCACCGAGCCCCAGAUGGUGCUGUUCAACCUGUACGACGACUGGCUCAAGACCAUCUCCUCGUACACGGCCUUCAGUCGUCUCAUCCUGAUCCUGCGCGCCCUCCACGUCAAUACGGAGCGAACAAAGAUCAUCCUGAAGCCGGAUAAGACCACCAUCACGGAGGCGCAUCACAUUUGGCCCACGCUGACGGACGAGGAGUGGAUCAAGGUGGAGGUGCAGCUGAAGGACCUCAUUCUGGCCGACUACGGCAAGAAGAACAACGUGAAUGUGGCCUCGCUGACGCAGUCGGAGAUCCGUGACAUCAUUUUGGGUAUGGAGAUUAGUGCUCCGUCGGCUCAGCGCCAACAGAUCGCUGAGAUCGAGAAGCAGACCAAGGAGCAGAACCAACUCACCGCCACCACCACGCGGACCACAAACAAGCACGGCGACGAGAUCAUCACCUCCACCACGUCCAACUACGAGACGCAGACCUUCAGCUCGAAGACGGAGUGGCGAGUGAGGGCGAUCUCCGCCACCAAUCUGCACCUGCGAACGAACCACAUCUACGUGAGCUCCGACGACAUCAAGGAGACCGGCUACACAUACAUUCUGCCCAAGAACAUACUCAAGAAGUUCGUGACGAUCUCCGAUCUGAGGGCGCAGAUCGCCGGCUAUCUGUACGGCGUGAGUCCGCCGGACAACCCGCAGGUGAAAGAGAUCCGCUGCAUCGUGAUGCCACCUCAAUGGGGCACCCACCAGACGAUCAAUCUGCCCAAUGCCCUGCCCACGCAUCAGUACCUCAAGGACAUGGAGCCCCUGGGCUGGAUCCACACGCAGCCCAACGAGCUGCCGCAGCUGUCGCCGCAGGAUAUUACCACGCACGCGAAGAUCAUGCAGGAGAACUCGAACUGGGAUGGCGAGAAGACGAUCGUGAUCACGUGCUCCUUCACGCCCGGUUCCUGCUCACUGACCGCCUACAAGCUGACGCCCUCGGGCUUCGAGUGGGGCUCCAAGAACACGGACAAGGGCAACAAUCCCAAGGGCUACCUGCCGUCCCACUACGAGCGCGUCCAGAUGCUGCUCUCGAACAAAUUCCUCGGCUUCUUCAUGGUGCCGGCCCAGAGCAGUUGGAACUACAACUUUAUGGGCGUGCGCCACGACCCGAACAUGAAGUACGAGCUGCAGCUGGCCAAUCCCAAGGAGUUCUACCACGAACUCCAUCGCACCUCGCAUUUCCUGCUCUUCUCGAACCUCGAAGAUGGCGGUGAUGGCGCUGGAGCGGAUCGCGAGGAUGUGUAUGCGUAGAGUGUUGGGUUUCUACUUCUUCGUUUUCUCGUCGUUUAGGGCAUACAAAAUAUUUUAUGAGCGUGUUUAGAGCCUAGGUACAACAUUUUGUAAUAAAAAAAACCAUUCUUUUUCCACACA
Drosophila kikkawai is the source of this 7431-nucleotide messenger RNA. It is a transcript of the gene Prp8, whose product is annotated as pre-mRNA processing factor 8. Gene Ontology annotation, molecular function: U2 snRNA binding; pre-mRNA intronic binding; U5 snRNA binding. NCBI's taxonomy places the organism in Eukaryota, Metazoa, Arthropoda, Insecta, Diptera, Drosophilidae. Gene Ontology annotation, cellular component: catalytic step 2 spliceosome; U5 snRNP. The record is from RefSeq and is a predicted model, not a curated record. Gene Ontology annotation, biological process: spliceosomal tri-snRNP complex assembly; mRNA splicing, via spliceosome.